UCCGUCGUGGGCGGGGCUUUCUGUACGCAGGAAGUAUGACGUAACAUUUGUUAUGGAAAAGCGAAGUCGAGACAGAGGCGACGGAAAUAUGGAGCAACCCGCUGAGGAUUACAAGCUGGUAUUUGAGAAGGAGGGGGUGUACCUCCACACAAAUGCAAAGAGGAGUAACCAGGACACAACCAUCCCGGGGUUCAUCCGGAUUGUGGAGCGGGCUGGGGUGCCGGCCUUAGAGUGGAGCCCACUUGAAGAUGAGGGUCGCAGUGCCCCUGCUGUGCUCUACACCAAAAAGGAUGGUGAAGGAGGGGAGGAAGACACCCAUUUCGACCCUGGUUAUGAGCCAGACUGGGCAGUCAUCAGCACAGUGAAGAAAGAUCGCGAACAUGUCCCAGUCAGAGAAUCAGGUCAGUGGUCGUUCUCUCUGCCUCUCUCAGAGCUCUACUCUCUCCGGAGGGCUCGCUUCUCCUUGGGCCGAAACUUUCUGGUGCUGACGAGUAGAGGAGGCCACCCGCUGCCUCCUCUGCACUUCCACCGAGGAGGGACCAGGGAGCUGUUCAGAGCCCUGCAGCGUUACAUCAUCCUGGACCAGUCGCCGGUUGAUGGGCGGCUCUUUCUCGCCUAUCCUUGCGACUCAGGGGCGCUCUCUCAGUCCUUCGAUAAGCUGCAGCUCCUUGAUGACGGAGGCUCAGAUCUUGUUAUGAGAUUUAUCAAUGACCCAUAUGCCACCACAUUUGGCGGAUUCUCCAAAGUCACCAAUUUCUUCAAAGCGGCACUUCGACCUCCAGAUUCCCAAGUCUGCUCGCGUACGGCUCAGGAUCCUAGUUUGCCGCCCCAGUCGGAUGAAGAGCCCGGCUUUGAACUCAUCACCUGUGGGGUGGAGCUCGGUCCCAGACCAGACGUAACCAGGGGACAACCUCUGGACAAAUGGGAGGAGUUUCUGGAUCCAGAGGGGCGAGUGAAGAACCCGGAGAAGGUCAAAGAGCUGGUGUUCAAAGGGGGUGUCACACCGCCCCUCAGAAAGGAAGUGUGGAAGUUCUUGCUGGGCUUUUAUCCAUGGAACAGCACUGCCAAAGAAAGAGAGGACAUCCUGCGGGUCAAAACGGACGAGUACUUCAGGAUGAAGGUGCAGUGGAAGUCGGUCAGUGAAGAGCAGGAGAUGAGGAACUCCCUCCUCAGAGGAUACAGAAGCCUGAUAGAGAGAGAUGUCAGCAGGACGGACAGACACAAUACGUUCUUCUCUGGGAACGACAAUCCGGGCCUGACUCUGCUUCAUGAUGUGCUGAUGACAUACUGCAUGUACAACUUUGAUCUUGGUUACGUCCAGGGGAUGAGCGAUCUCCUCUCCCCUCUCCUGUUUGUCACUCAGAACGAGGUGGAGUCCUUCUGGUGUCUGACAGGCUUCAUGGAGCUGCUGCACCAGAAUUUUGAGGAGUCUCAGGAGGCCAUGAAGCAUCAGCUCAUUCAGCUCAGUAUCCUGCUGAAGGCUCUGGACCCCGAGCUGUGUGACUUCUUUGACUCUCAGGACAGCGGUUCUCUUUGCUUCUGUUUCCGCUGGCUGCUCAUCUGGUUCAAGAGAGAGUUUUCCUUCGAGGACAUCCUCAUCUUGUGGGAGGUCCUCUGGACUCGUCUUCCAUGUGACAACUUCCACCUGCUGAUCGCCUGUUCCAUCCUUCAGUCCCAGAGAGGAGAGUUGAUUGGCUCCGACCACGACUUUAACACUAUUCUGAAGCACAUCAAUGAGCUGACGAUGAAGUUGGACCUGCAGAGUGUUCUGCGAGGAGCAGAGGCCAUCUACCAACAGCUCAUUCAGUGCAAGGAGCUUCCCCUCAAGGUGCAGCAGGUCCUGGGUCUCUACAUCCCAUCCAGCUCUGAGGAGGACAGCCCAGACUCCCAGACCAGCGAGACACAGCGCCUCCUCGCCCAAUCACAGGCAGAGGCUGCUUCAUGUAGUUCAGCAUCCGGUCCCACGUAUCCCUGAAUCCGACUGGACUGACAGCUAACCAACAAUUGAAUGGAAGAUGUGUGUAAAUGAAAAAAAUACAUGUACUGUAAAGGAUCCAAUGAGAAGGAAUGAAGACAAUUUGGUGAAGAGAGUUGUUACUCUUUGUCAGAGGCAGGGGGCGCCGUUGAAGCUUUUUUCUUUAAAUGUACCCAUGAAUGUUACCAUUCAAGAAGUGAAAAUACUCUGUGCUCUUUUGUCUUUCUGUGUGUUGUCUCAGCUUGUCGCUUGUUUACACGUCUCUGCAGAAGAGUACUGCCAUCUUUUUCUCCUCUCCCCCUCCUCCUUUUUGAUGCUGCUCUUUUACCUUUUUCACAAAUUAUUUAAUAAUUGUACUCAUCUGUGCUUGUUGCUCUCUGUGUUCUUUCAGCGAGUUUUUUUGAGUUCGGUUUAGAUUUCCCCCCCCGGCCACUGAUCGUGAAAAGGGAAAAUGGUGAAGGAUAAGCUCAUUGGCAGCACCUUGUUAGUACUGUACGAUGCCAUUCCAGCCCUAUGCAAACUUGUUGCAUGCCUUAUAGUUGUCAUCAGUGGCGUGGUGUUAUUUUAAGCCUUGUAAUUAUCUGUAUCAUGUCAUAACGUUUUCAUCCGCUGAUUAUUAUCAAAUAAAAGGCUGAAUCUUAAUGAA
Messenger RNA from Acanthopagrus latus (yellowfin seabream), 2621 nucleotides. RefSeq names its product TBC1 domain family, member 17 (gene tbc1d17). Gene Ontology annotation, biological process: activation of GTPase activity. The record is from RefSeq and is a predicted model, not a curated record. NCBI's taxonomy places the organism in Eukaryota, Metazoa, Chordata, Actinopteri, Spariformes, Sparidae. Gene Ontology annotation, molecular function: GTPase activator activity. The coding region runs from base 53 to 1975 and encodes 640 amino acids. The transcript is spliced from 17 exons.